Rhinichthys klamathensis goyatoka is the source of this 1107-nucleotide messenger RNA. RefSeq names its product cyclin dependent kinase inhibitor 1Cb (gene cdkn1cb). The record is from RefSeq and is a predicted model, not a curated record. Gene Ontology annotation, molecular function: cyclin-dependent protein serine/threonine kinase inhibitor activity. The coding region runs from base 152 to 697 and encodes 181 amino acids. The transcript has 3 exons. Gene Ontology annotation, cellular component: nucleus. Gene Ontology annotation, biological process: regulation of cell cycle. Lineage: Eukaryota; Metazoa; Chordata; Actinopteri; Cypriniformes; Leuciscidae.
AGCAUGUGGUUUUGCACUGCUGAGGCGCAGGACUUUAAAUCUGACGAGAUUAAAUCACGGCCAGAUCUGGAGUUUCACGAUUCAUAACGACGUGUGGUGGAUUUUCACACCCAUUUGGCCCGUUUUAUUCUGGAUCUGGGCACUAUCAACGAUGUCUACCAUCCUGCUCUCCACCAUCGCCGGGGAAAGACUGGCCUCUUCAAGGGAAACUGCCCCUCAGGAGAACACAGAGACUCUCCCUCAACUGAAACACACGGGAACAUGCAGAAAUCUGUUCGGACCUGUGGAUCACGACGAGCUGAAGCGAGAGCUGACAUCCAAACUUCGCGAAAUAUCUCGACGAGAUCAGCUGAGAUGGAACUUCAAUUUCAGUGAAGGACAGCCGCUGAACGGGGGGUUAAAGUGGGAGGAAAGUCCAGCUGAGGACUGUCCGGAAUUUUACAGAGAAAAGACUGUCGUGCCAAAGAGACCAUUUGUGGACUUCCCCACGACAGAAAGAAUCGCCAAUGCCUCAAAAUGUGAGAGUCGUUCAAUGAACGUUUUGAAAAAGACAUCCAUGUGUAACCGAAGAAAAUUAUCUCGCAAAACAGUCGCUCGCGUCCAGACGAAGAGACUCACAGACCUGCGCAUUACAGACUUUUAUGGAAAGCGAAAGAAAAUGGACAGCGUCCACAAGGAAAGCAGAGACAUGGAGUGAAACCGCAUCCUCUGAAGGAAAAAAGCGCAGCAGUCCGUGGUGGCGGGAAAAGACCGGAAGUAAUGACGUCUCAGAGUCUGACCCACGUUAUUACGUGAUAAUGUGAUUCUGGAAUCUUAUUUUUGUACUGAUUUAUGUUCGUUUAAUAAUAGGAGCAGUGCUGGUUGCUCUUUACUGUGCACAACUGAUAAGUAACUUUAAAUUAAAGUCAGGACAAGUAAGCCUAUUUAUUGUUGACUAAUAUAUAUCAGUGUAUAUAUAUAUUUUGUAACGCUUAAGUUAUUUAUUUAUUUUAUUCACUUUUACAUUUCAAGUAGGCUAUACUUUUGUGGUUGAAAAAUGUAUCUUUUCUUGAUGCUGAGCCAUAUUUGUCACUAUUGUAAAGAUGUUGCUUUAAUAAAUGUGUAAAU